AUGAAUAAAUUAACUAUUGAAUCCCAAUAGACAAGAUCUGCUCUAAAAGUCUAAUAACACAUAUUUAUUGAUUAAUCAGAGUUAAAAUCAUGUCGAAUUUGUCUUGAAACUGAACAAGAUAACGAUAAACCUAUAAUUCAUCCUUGUAAAUGCAAAGGUUCUCUUGGAUAAGUACAUGAAGAAGUAAGACUCUAUAUUUUAAAUGAGUGUCUUAAAACCUGGAUAGUUACAUAAAACAAAUAAUUAUUUACUUCGUGUGAAAUUUGCAAGAUCGAAUAUUAAAUUGAAUUUACAUCACGUAAAGUUUGUAUUCCUGUAUCAAUUUGAUUGUAUUUAGAGAGAAAAGCAUGUAAAUCAAAUUUAGAAAAUAUGAUUGCUUUAAUUUGUCUUCUCUUUAUAUUUCUUGGUUUUACAGCUCUCUAAGCCUUUCUGGUGGUUCAAAUGUAAUCUACUUAGUUAUAUAUAUUUAGUGUCAAUAUUUUUGAUGGAAACGAUAAAAAUAAUCAAUAAUCUAGUUUCUUGAAUAGUCCUAUUACUAUGAUUGGUAAAUAUUAUCAUUAUAUCAUUAUUUAGGAUUUGCUGUCAUAGUAUUUCUGUUUUUAGUUCCUAUUUUUUUGUGUCUACUUUAUGUCUUAAAAAAAAUGCUCUUUAUAACUAAAAUUAAAUCUUGGCAUAUUCUAGACAGAGUUUAAACUCCCCCUUUCGAAUAAUAAGGACAAAUACCUCAAUAAACAUUAUCGAGAAAUGCUUCUCAAUUAUUAUAAUAAUUACCAAAAUUAAAUUAAACUACUUCUAUUCUCAUAUAAGGAAAUGGUUAGGAUUACGAGCAUGUUUAAUUUAUUUGA
Molecule: messenger RNA, 845 nt
Organism: Paramecium pentaurelia
Lineage: Eukaryota; Ciliophora; Oligohymenophorea; Peniculida; Parameciidae
Source: the annotation of a GenBank genome assembly